This is a messenger RNA of Dinoponera quadriceps, 1342 nucleotides long. RefSeq lists its product as uncharacterized. Gene Ontology annotation, biological process: sensory perception of smell; detection of chemical stimulus involved in sensory perception of smell. The transcript has 2 exons. Gene Ontology annotation, molecular function: olfactory receptor activity; odorant binding. Bases 165 to 1040 code for a protein of 291 amino acids. The record is from RefSeq and is a predicted model, not a curated record. NCBI's taxonomy places the organism in Eukaryota, Metazoa, Arthropoda, Insecta, Hymenoptera, Formicidae. Gene Ontology annotation, cellular component: plasma membrane.
UACCUGUUGCCGCAAGAGCUGCACGCUGUUCUGAAAAUACCCAGGCCACCUUCAACAUUGUAUAGCGCGCAAUCACCGCGCAAGCGCUAUUCCGCAAGCGUUACGUAUCGAAGGAUAACAGUAAAGCGACCGUUCAGUGAUCAGACCAUCUUCAGUGAGUGACCAUGGACAACCCCAUAGACGAUACUAUGAACGAUCGCGAGUCCUUCACCGUCACCACUUAUUUAGCUGACAAAGAACGCGAUAUUCGGAUAAUUCGUUGGUUGCUAAAAUCAAUAUGCCUCUGGCCUCACUCGCACAAUGUGUCAACUGUCGAUCGAGUCUUCUCAAAAUUUUCAAGACUUACAUGUUUUUCGCUGUUAUUCAUCGCUGUGUUGAACAUCGGUCUAGGUACCUUUAUCGAGGAACGCGAAGAUACAAUAUUAAUGAUGAUGAACAUCGGUCCCUUCAUAGGCCAUCUCAUGGCGCUCUUAAAGUACAUCUGCCUGGUGUUACAUAUCGACGACAUACGCAACUGCGUGGAUAGCAUUGAGCUGCAUUGGAAUACCGUGAGAAGCAACAAAGAUCACGAGGUGAUGCUGAAGGACGCUAAGGUCGGUCGCUUCAUGGCAACUUUCAUUGCCACAUUCAUGCACGGCGCCGUACAAUCUUAUAACAUCAGCAAGUGUUUCAUGAAAAAUGUCGUGGAUGUGGAUAACGUCAGUGUCUCAAUUUGCGAACUACCCUUUCCGUCCUACAACGAAAUCCUAGACACGCGUUUCAGACCGGUGUAUGACGUGGUGUUUGUUAUGCAAAUCAUAGGGUCCUUUCUUGUCAGCGGUGUCACUAGCGUCAACUGCGGUCUAAUGGCAACAUUUGUGAUGCAUGCGUGUGGGCAGCUCAAGAUCUUAAUAUUGUGGAUUGGAGAUAUUAUACACAAUGACAAUAUUGUCGAUGGUCGCACAAUACAGGAAAAGCUAGGCUUCAUUGUAGAACAUCAUUUACGGGUAUUAAAGCAUGGAAUCAAGACAAAAAAGAAAGUAUUCCAACGUAUUGUGUGAUAGCCUCAUCUUUUACAAUGAAUAUUUUUAUAAUUUGUUAUAUUGCAGAAAUUCUCAGCGAACAGGUAACACAACAUUUUUAUUAGCGUAUAAUUUUAUGAAAAUAAUAUUAAGAAAUAAAAAACAUCCCCACAUGUUAUCACGCAUAUUUAUUGCAUGAUAAUGAUAAGUAUUAUAUUUCAACUUCGACUUAGAAGUAUGACAUUAAAUCCUAUAAUAGUAUCGACGAGUUGGUAUGGCGACUUACGUAACGGAAUGGUAUCGUCUACCUCCGAAAACUGCUCUCGGUCUUCUUCUGAUAA